AUGUCGACAUCAACACUUCCUUCAGCACUCUCAUUCCCUCCAGCGACCUUCGCAAAACUAUCGCCCGCCCCAUACCUCCUCGCUCACCUCGACCCGACUUCUUCUUCCGCCUCGCCCACACGACCCAGUGGUCGUUCUCCGCAACAAUGCCGUUCGCCCUCUGUCAACACUGGCUCUCUCACCCAUGCCAAUGGUAGUGCCGUCGUGAGGCUAGGAGACAGCGCCGUUGUUUGCGGUGUGCGCGCCGAAGUUCUACGCACAUCAGAUAUCCCCCAUCCCUACCGCGGCCCAGAGGACAGCAGACGCGAGAUUGAAGAGCUGGGCCUAUUGGUACCCAACAUCGAGCUCAGCACCGGCUGCUCACCAGGAUUUCUUCCAGGAAACGCACCCGGCACAUUGGCGCAAUCCCUGACGCAAAGACUGCUUUCACUGCUACAUCUGUCUAAGCUCAUUGAUGUCGAGGAUCUGAAGGUCAAAUACCAGCCGCCGGAGACUGAAGAUGACUUGCCCGACGUACCGCCACAGUUGCAGACCAAGGCAUAUUGGGUUCUCUACAUCGACCUGCUGGUCAUCAGUCUAGAUGGAAACCCCUUCGACGCUGCUUGGGGUGCUGUCCUGGCCGCUCUGUCUGAUACGAAACUGCCAAAGGCAUGGUGGGAUGCCGAUCGCGAAGGCGUCCUCUGCUCCGGUCAGCUCUCCGAUGCCAAGUCUCUCAGUCUCGGUAGCAUUCCUGCAUCUUUGACGUUCGCCAUAUUCACGACCGCUGCGCCCCAGAAAAAGCUGGAAGACUCAAAGAACUGGGUUCUGGCUGAUCCUGACGGUUUUGAGGAAGAGCUGUGCAAUGAGAGCAUCACGAUUGUGGCUACAGAAAAGUCAAUCCUCAGAAUUGAGAAGAGAGGCGGAGGAUUCGUGGGCAGAGAGGCCAUGAAAGAGCUCGUUGCUCACACCCAAACUAGACUUGACGACUGGAAGCAGGCCUUGACUUCAGAGCAUAGAUGA
This is a messenger RNA of Aureobasidium musti, 999 nucleotides long. The record is from the annotation of a GenBank genome assembly. Lineage: Eukaryota; Fungi; Ascomycota; Dothideomycetes; Dothideales; Saccotheciaceae.